CACGUGAGGUUCUGCUACGUCAUCAGCAGGCACGCGCGGGGAAACAUGGCGGCGGCGGGCGUUGUGAGCGGGAAGAUUAUAUAUGAACAAGAAGGGGUAUAUAUUCACUCAUCUUGUGGAAAGGCCAAUGACCAAGACAGCUUAAUUUCAGGAAUAUUACGUGUUUUAGAAAAGGAUGCUGAAGUAAUAGUGGACUGGAGACCAUUGGAUGAUGCAUUAGAUUCUUCUAGUAUUCUGUAUGCUGGAAAGGACUCCAGUUCAGUUGUAGAGUGGACCCAGGCCCCCAAAGAAAGAACUCAUCGAGGAUCAGAACUCCAGAGCAGUUAUGAAGCAGAGUGGGACAUGGUUAAUACAGUGUCAUUUAAAAAGAAGCCACAUACCAAUGGAGAUGCUCCAAGCCAUAGAAAUGGGAAAAGCAAGUGGUCAUUCCUGUUCAGUUUGACAGACCUGAAAUCAAUCAAGCAAAGCAAAGAGGGUAUGGGCUGGUCGUAUUUGGUAUUCUGUCUAAAGGAUGACGUCGUCCUCCCUGCUCUGCACUUUCAUCAAGGAGAUAGCAAACUACUGAUUGAGUCUCUUGAAAAAUAUGUGGUAUUGUGUGAGUCACCACAAGAUAAUAGAAUACUUCUUGUCAAUUGUCAAAAUAAGAGUCUUUCACAGUCUUUUGAAAAUCUUCUUGAUGAACCAGCAUAUGGCUUAAUACAAAAAAUUAAAAAGGAUCCUUAUACAGCAACUAUGGUAGGAUUUUCCAAAGUUACAAACUACAUUUUUGAUAGUUUGAGAGGAAGUGAUCCCUCUACACAUCAGCGACCACCUUCAGAAAUGGCAGACUUCCUUAGUGAUGCUAUUCCAGGCUUAAAGAUAAAUCAGCAAGAAGAACUGGGAUUUGAAGUCAUCACAAGAAUUGAUUUGGGAGAGCGACCUGUCGUGCACAGAAGGGAGCCUGUGUCACUGGAAGAGUGGACCAAGAGCGUUGACUCUGAGGGAAGACUCUUAAACGUGGAGAGCAUGAAGCAGAAGAUAUUCAGAGGGGGUCUUAGUCAUUCAUUAAGAAAGCAAGCGUGGAAAUUUCUUCUGGGUUAUUUUCCUUGGGAUAGUACCAAAGAGGAAAGAGCUCAAUUACAAAAACAAAAAACCGAUGAAUACUUCAGGAUGAAGCUGCAGUGGAAGUCUAUCAGUGAGGAGCAAGAGAAGAGAAACUCAAGGCUGAGAGAUUAUAGAAGUCUGAUCGAAAAAGAUGUCAACAGAACGGAUCGAACAAACAAGUUUUAUGAAGGUCAGGAUAACCCAGGACUGAUUUUGCUUCAUGACAUUUUGAUGACCUACUGUAUGUAUGAUUUUGAUUUAGGAUAUAUACAAGGAAUGAGUGACUUACUUUCCCCUCUUUUAUAUGUGAUGGAGAAUGAAGUGGAUGCCUUUUGGUGCUUUGCCUCUUACAUGGACCAAAUGCAUCAAAACUUUGAAGAACAAAUGCAAGGCAUGAAGACCCAGUUAGUCCAGCUGAGCACCUUGCUGCGACUGUUGGACAGCGGGUUUUGUAGCUAUUUGGAAUCCCAGGACUCUGGAUAUCUCUAUUUUUGCUUCAGAUGGCUUUUAAUCAGAUUUAAAAGGGAAUUUAGUUUUCUAGAUAUUCUUCGAUUAUGGGAGGUAAUGUGGACGGAACUACCCUGUAAGAACUUUCAUCUUCUUCUGUGUUGUGCUAUCCUGGAAUCAGAAAAGCAGCAGAUAAUGGAAAAGCAUUAUGGCUUCAAUGAAAUACUUAAGCACAUCAAUGAAUUGUCCAUGAAAAUUGAUGUGGAAGAUAUUCUAUGUAAAGCAGAAGCAAUUUCCCUGCAGAUGACACAGUGCAAGGAAUUGCCACAAGCAGUUUGUGAGAUCCUGGGGCUCCAGAACAGUGAAGUUACGACACCAGAUUCAGACACUGGAGAAGAUGACAAUGUUGGCACUACUUGUCCCACAUCUGCGUUUCCAAGUAACACCUUCCCCGUCCUUGCCGCCAGUGAAGCCAAAGACGACAGCUCAGCACAGACACUAGCAUCCCCAAAUGCCUGCAGAUUAACACCUGCAUGAUCAUCUGUCUUACAUUUUUAGAGAUACUUUGUUGCAAUUUCUCUUUAAGUACAUGAAAGGUAGACAUUUACAGUCUUGGUGUUGAUCAUGCUUUAAGGUUUCUGGAAAGACAGUGUACUGAUGUUCUUGCAUUAAAGCUUUACAAAGUUUUAAACUAAUUAUUUUUGUAGUUACUUCUACCAAAUAGCCUUUCCUUCUCAAUAACAUUCCUUAGUAUUUUUAUAGCUAAGUGCAUUGUAUUUUGUUGCUGAUGAGCUGGGGUGGGAUGAAUACUACAAGUGGAUGCCUUGGGAAUUACGCACUCUGAAAAGCAUUCACUGCGUUUACUCUUAGUGGGCUUUGGAUUUGAUAAAAUUAACUGCUGAGCCUUUAUAAAGCAUUCUAAGAUGAGAUGUUGCACAGUGAUGAGAUUUAAAAAUGCAAGCAAAUUCGAUUUUUCUAUUGUUUACAACAAUAUUCAGCUUAAAUAUUUAUGCUGGUUGAAUGUGAUUUAAAUUAGACAUUUUCACCAAUGUAGUUACUGUCUGGAUAAAGAACGUCAACCUUAGCAAGUGGAUUGGCAGUCUGUUUUUUACAAAGAACUUUUCUUCACUUGUACAUAAACUAUACAUAAGUACUAUUUAUUGAGUAUAAGAAAGCAUAGUCCUAUUUUCUUUAACUGAAUAAACUUGACUAUUGGUUUAUAUAAGCUGAUUCAACAAAAUUAAUACAUGGCUUCAAUAUAAGAUCUUUUUCAAAGCUAUUUUCUUAACUGAACAUUUAUUUAAUGAGACUACAUUCAACCCUAUCUAUACCUGGUAUAAUUUUAAAAUUAAUCACUGUAACCUCACUUUCCUAAUAAUGUUUAUUAUCUUUCCUAAUAAUGCAUUAAUUAAUCAGAUCUUUAAAUUUUUAUAAAAUAUUCUUUUCAUAAAGCUUAUGUCAAAGAUUUCCAGGCACUGUCAUGAGUCUCAAAGUCAUAUUUUUUGUAUAUGAAUGAAGCUGUUUUUACCAUGCAGUAUUGCAUGAUUUUAAGUUAUGUGGAAUUAACAUAACUGAUUCCGUUUUAAUUGUAAUUUGUUAAACUCUUGUACAUACCAUUAAAAUAAAUUUAAAGCU
This is a messenger RNA of Microtus ochrogaster (prairie vole), 3165 nucleotides long. It is a transcript of the gene Tbc1d15, whose product is annotated as TBC1 domain family member 15. Gene Ontology annotation, biological process: activation of GTPase activity. Gene Ontology annotation, molecular function: GTPase activator activity. Lineage: Eukaryota; Metazoa; Chordata; Mammalia; Rodentia; Cricetidae. The record is from RefSeq and is a predicted model, not a curated record.